UUGACAUUUAUUUUGAGAUUGGGUAACAUUGAAAUUGAAAGAAGCUCCUUCCUCUUUCUGUCAGAUCCAUGCCGCCAUGAUCCGCCGCCUGAACACUACUCUCGCCCUCUCUUUCCUUUUUCUCCUUAUUUCCUUACUUUUAUACCAUUUUCUCUUCCCCCACCAACCACUCCCUCCCAACAAACACAUAAUCCGAUUUUCCCAAUACAAGAAAGCCCAGUAUCUGAGGGCCUAUCUGGAGAGCAAUGUGAAAUCAAACGGCUGGUCGUGGGUUGACAGGCACAAUCCCGCGAUGAAGUUCCCCACGGACUUUGCCCUUGUGACGAUCCAGGAAUCCCUAAAGGACUCCCUGAUUGAGGAAUUUCGGAAACUGGAGCUGGUAAAAGAUGUUUCCUUGGAUUUGAGCUAUCAAAGGGGCUUUCUCCAGGAGAAUGGUGGGCAGAAGAGGCCCGGCAAGAUAUUCACUCGCAUGUCAUUCAGUGAAGGGGAGACGAAUGCUAGUGGUGCGAGGGUUGGCUGGAGGAGUCUGAUGAUGCAGGUUAUGAUAAAGUGUUUUAUUAGUUUUGAAAUUAUGCCUCCAUGUAAUAAGAAGGCUGAAAUUGAGAAAGAUAGAAUUGCAGCUGAAGAGAAAAGUACGGUGGGAAAGAAAUCACAAGUUACCUCCUUGUUUGGAGCAGAUGCUCUCUGGUCGAAAGGGUAUACUGGUGCAAAAGUAAAAAUGGCUAUUUUUGAUACUGGGAUCCGCACAAAUCAUCCACACUUUCGUAAUAUCAAGGAACGCACUAAUUGGACCAAUGAAUAUACAUUAAACGACAAUCUUGGACAUGGAACAUUUGUGGCUGGUGUUAUUGCUGGUCAAGAUGCAGAGUGUCUUGGCUUUGCUCCAGACACUGAAAUCUAUGCUUUUCGGGUAUUCACUGAUGCUCAGGUUUCAUACACUUCAUGGUUUCUUGACGCAUUCAAUUACGCUAUUGCAACCAAGAUGGACGUGCUGAAUUUGAGUAUUGGUGGGCCUGAUUAUCUGGAUCUCCCAUUUGUUGAGAAGGUUUGGGAAAUUAGUGCAAAUAAUAUUAUCAUGGUAUCAGCAAUCGGAAAUGAUGGACCACUUUAUGGAACUUUGAACAACCCUGCAGAUCAAAGUGAUGUUAUUGGUGUCGGCGGAAUCGAUUAUAGUGAUCACAUAGCAUCGUUUUCAUCACGAGGCAUGAGUACUUGGGAGCUUCCUCACGGGUAUGGUCGUGUGAAGCCUGAUGUUGUUGCUUAUGGCCGAGAAAUAAUGGGUUCCAAGAUUAGUACGGGCUGUAAAAGCUUGUCAGGCACCAGUGUCGCAAGUCCUGUGGUUGCUGGAAUAGUUUGCCUUCUUGUUAGUGUCAUUCCUGAAAAUAAGAGAAAAGAAGUUCUCAAUCCAGGAAGUAUGAAACAAGCACUAGUUGAAGGUGCUUCAAAACUUCUUGGUCCUAACAUGUAUGAACAGGGGGCUGGCAGGGUUGAUCUACUGGAGUCUUACGAAAUUUUGAAGAGCUAUGAACCUCGGGCAAGCAUAUUUCCCAGUGUCCUUGAUUAUAUGGAUUGCCCCUAUUCCUGGCCUUUCUGCCGUCAACCUUUGUAUGCAGGGGCCAUGCCUGUCAUCUUUAAUGUCACCAUUUUGAAUGGUAUGGGCGUAAUUGGUUAUGUUGAAAAGCCUCCUGUAUGGCUCCCUUUCAGUGAGGAAGGCAAUCUCCUAAGCAUUCAUUUCACCUACUCAGACGUUAUUUGGCCAUGGACGGGUUAUUUGGCACUUCACAUGCAAAUCAAAGAGGAAGGGGUACAUUUUUCUGGUGAAAUAGAAGGCAACAUAACUGUCAAUGUUUAUAGCCCCCCAGCUCAGGGCGAAACAAAUCCUCGAAAAAGUAGCUGUGUCCUUCGCCUGAAAUUAAAAGUCAUUCCUACCCCUGAAAGAUCACUGAGGGUAUUGUGGGACCAAUUUCACAGUAUCAAGUACCCACCUGGCUACAUCCCUCGAGAUUCUUUGGAUGUUAGGAAUGACAUCCUAGACUGGCACGGAGACCACUUGCACACAAAUUUCCAUAUCAUGUAUAACAUGUUAAGGGAUGCAGGGUAUUAUGUGGAAACUCUGGGUUCUCCUUUUACUUGUUUCGAUGCAAAGCAAUACGGGACACUUCUGCUGGUAGAUCUCGAAGACGAGUACUUUGCUGAAGAAAUUGAAAAAUUGAAAGAUGAUGUCAUUAACAAUGGGCUAGGUCUUGCAGUCUUUGCCGAUUGGUACAAUGUGGACUCCAUGAUGAAAAUGAAGUUCUUUGAUGACAAUACCAGAAGCUGGUGGACCCCAGUCACUGGGGGUGCGAAUGUACCUGCUCUUAAUGAUCUUUUGGAGCCCUUUGGAAUUGCUUUUGGUGACAAAGUUCUGAAUGGUGAUUUUGUUAUUAAUGGGGAGCAGAGUCGGUACGCGUCUGGAACUGAUAUUAUAAAGUUUCCUGAAGGAGGAUAUGUGCACAGCUUCCCUUUCUUGGAUAGCUCUGAGAGUGGCGCUACUCAAAAUGUCCUGUUAUCUGGUAUGAGUAAGGCAGAUUCCCCAAUUCUCGGACUUUUGGAGGUUGGAAGUGGUAGAAUAUCCGUAUAUGGAGAUUCCAAUUGCCUGGACAGCAGCCAUAUGGUCACGAACUGUUAUUGGCUUCUGAAAAAGAUAUUAGAUUUUACCUCGAGAAGUAUUCGAGACCCUGUGCUUUUUCUGGACUCCAGCAGAUUGGAUAAAACAUUGCACCAAGACAACAACCAGCUACCAUCCCGCAGAGCAGACGUAAAUUUCUCAACUUACUCUGCUGUUGUCGGUAAGAAAUUGAUAUGUGGGCGUGACUCAAGGUUUGAAGUAUGGGGGAAAAACGGCUAUGAUUUGAAUGUCAGGACUAGAAAUCGUAGAUUGCCUGGCUAUGCCGACUUUGAUGUGGGCCAUGCACUAAAUUCUACACUUGGAAAGAUUCCUGUUAAGAAAUUCAUUUCAGUUGGAAACAAAGAUGACCAUUCUUUAGGGAAAAAAAAGUAUCUGGGCUACUUGUAUGGAGAUGAAAGACUUGGUGAAAUGGAUAAGUCGCGAGGAGAUACAGAAGAGUUCGCAACAGGUCGAGGUCCUAAUGGAAGCGAUCUGUGGAGUAGGAGAUUACUCGAGGACAUCCAAACGAGAUCAUUGCAAUCUGAAGACUACGACAAGAUGCCUCUGAGCAACAGUACCCGAAUUUGA
This is a messenger RNA of Striga asiatica, 3235 nucleotides long. NCBI's taxonomy places the organism in Eukaryota, Viridiplantae, Streptophyta, Magnoliopsida, Lamiales, Orobanchaceae. The record is from the annotation of a GenBank genome assembly.